UAUAUUUAAAGAAUCUCACGGCUCGUCGCUGAGUGAUAGCAAGGUAAGUGCUGGUGGAGGUGAUGAGGGCAAUUGUGAGCGAAAGGAUGCGAUAAAAGAUGCCGAAUCACCGUUGCUUGAGGUUGCUGAGCCACACCAGCAACAGCAACGAGCGUAUCUCGACAAAACGAUAAGCUCAACAACAACCACUAUACCAUCAAUAGCUACCUCUUUAACCACAACUACUUAUGCGGAUAUCGCAAAACGUACCGACAUCUCUAAAACGCUUACCAGUGAGUCAACUUCACCUACCGAUGAUUCAAAUAGCCAACGAGAACACACCAAACGGAGUAGUUCUACUGCGUCAUCGCAACAAAGCGUUGAGAAUGUUGCGAACGGUGCAUCAGCGGAAUGUAGAAGACGUUUGAAAUCGUACGCUGAAAUGACGAAGAAAAGUGUCAUUUUACAACGUUCAUCUGACUCUGUUAGGUUUGCGUUUUUUUUUUGUUAA
Messenger RNA from Anisakis simplex (herring worm), 490 nucleotides. Lineage: Eukaryota; Metazoa; Nematoda; Chromadorea; Rhabditida; Anisakidae. The record is from the annotation of a GenBank genome assembly.